Messenger RNA from Hemiscyllium ocellatum (epaulette shark), 2268 nucleotides. RefSeq names its product PRA1 domain family, member 2 (gene praf2). The transcript has 3 exons. Lineage: Eukaryota; Metazoa; Chordata; Chondrichthyes; Orectolobiformes; Hemiscylliidae. The record is from RefSeq and is a predicted model, not a curated record. Bases 66 to 611 code for a protein of 181 amino acids. Gene Ontology annotation, cellular component: membrane.
GGCACGCAUGCGCGGCGGUGGCGGGACCCCUGUCAGACGGUUGGACGCGGCGCCCGUGUCCCGCCAUGGCCCGCAGCUCCGAGGUGCAACUGCCGCCGCUGCGCACGCUCGACGACUUCGUCUGCAGCUCGGCCCGCUUCAGCUUGCCGGACCUGAAGGACCCGCUGCGCUGGAACAACCGGGUGAUCAACAACCUGCUCUACUACCAGACCAAUUAUCUGGCAACGGUCGGCGCCAUUCUCCUGCUGGUCGGGUACGUGGAGCCUGUGAAGACGGUGCUGGGCGGUGCGCUGGUCUCCCUGCUGUUCCUGGCCUUUGUCUGGUCAGCGGAGAACAAGGCGGUGAUCCGGAGGCUGCGAAGGAACCACCCGAGCGGGUGCCUGCUGGCCGUGUUGCUGCUCACCUACUGCCUGCUGUCCCUGGUCGGGGGGGUCGCUGUCUUCCUCUUCGGGAUCACCUUCCCCAUGCUCCUCAUUCUGGUCCAUGCAUCGCUGCGACUCCGGAAUCUGAAGAACAAAAUCGAGAACAAGAUCGAGAACAUUGGCCUGAAACGGACUCCCAUGGGCAUUCUGUUGGAAGCUCUGGGUCAGGAGCAGGAGGCUGGAUCCUAGAGCACGCACACACACGCGCGCACACUCGCACACACACAUACACAAUCCCAGAGAGCGAAUGGGGAAGGAAGCUGCCCAAUCCUCACGCUGCUCUCUGUCACACUCACUGCCAAUCUCCCAGCAUGUCUUGCACAUUCCCCUGCAGCCCUCUCCGCACACACACACACUCACACACACACAUGGGCACACGCACACACUCGCGCACACAUGCACACACUCGCGCACGUGCACACAGACACUCGCGCACAAUCCCGCGCACACUCGCGUGCUUGCACACACGCACACACACUGACACUCGCGUGCGCGCGCACACACACUGACACCCAUGCGCACACACUCGCACACACUCCCGCACACACACUGACACUCAAGCACACACACUGACACGCACACACGCACGCGCCCACACUGACACUCGCGCACACACGCUGACACUCAUGCACACUCCCGCACACACUCGCGCGCGCGCGCACACACACACUGACACUCGCGCGCACACUCCCACACACUGACACUCGCGCGCACACUCGCACACACACCCUCACGCGUGCGCGCACACGCACUGGCACUCAUGCACACUCCCACACAUACUCGCACGCGCGCGCUCACACACACACACUGACACUCGCGCACACUCCCACGCACACUCGCGCGCGCACGCACACACACACACUGACACUCGCGCACACUCCCACACACACUCGUGCACACACUCACGCACACACACUCGCGCGCGCGCACACACACACACACACUGACACUCGCGCGCGCACACACCCCCCUUCCACCUUCCCUGGGUCCAAAGGGCGAGAGGACAUUGGUUCAGUAGCUCUCCCUCUGUCUCCAGUGUCUGUCUGUCCCUGGUAGUUUUCACGCUCUGUAAACCUUCUUACCAGGAUACGCUGAACUCUCUCCCUGUGGCUGACCCUCUCACCUUCCUCUGUACAUAACCCUGUGCUGUAUCUGUUUGAUGAGGACCAUGUAGAGGGAGCUUUACUCUGUAUCUAAUCCAAUGAUGUCCCUGUCUGGGCAGUGCUUGGCUCUAGGGAUCUUCAGUUUCAGUUUAAAAUAGCCCAGGACGGUUUACUUACAGUUGGAAAGAGUGUAGAGGGAGCUUUACUCUGUAUCUAACCCCCUGUCCCUGGGAGUGGGGGGACAGUGUAGAGGGAGCUUUACUCUGUAUCUAACCCCCUGUCCCUGGGAGUGGGGGACAGUGUACAGGGAGCUUUACUCUGUAUCUAACCCCCUGUCCCCGGGAGUGGGGGACAGUGUACAGGGAGCUUUACUCUGUAUCUAACCCCCUGUCCCUGGGAGUGGGGGGACAGUGUAGAGGAAGCUUUACCUAAUUUGCCACGGUAGGGAGGUGAUAAGCACCGACUGAGAAACGCUGUCUGCUGUCGGUUGCCAGACGGCUCUGAGUGAUGAACCCUGAGUCCUUGCCUUUUGAUGAAUGUCUGAGACUGCGGGUUGUUGAGGGAUCCCUGUUUAAAUGGUUGUGUUUGUGUAUAAUCUGUAACUGUUAAAACAUUCUGGGUUAUUGAUAAUGUCUGUCAGCAUAUUCCCAGCAGGACUUGUCUGUGCAAUGUAUGUGUGUAAUAUAUAUUAUGUAUAUAUACCUUGGCAUAAUAUUAAAGAUUAUUCCCUCAUGUCAGGCGAA